This is a messenger RNA of Plasmodium fragile, 2472 nucleotides long. RefSeq lists its product as uncharacterized. Lineage: Eukaryota; Apicomplexa; Aconoidasida; Haemosporida; Plasmodiidae. The record is from RefSeq and is a predicted model, not a curated record. The transcript has a single exon. Gene Ontology annotation, molecular function: protein binding. Bases 1 to 2472 code for a protein of 823 amino acids.
AUGUUGUUCAACAAGCUGUUUAAGAAGAAAACGGAGCUGGAGGUGGACGUGUACUUGAUAAAGGACGAGCAGUGUACCCCACAUAUGCUUGACUGCAAAUUGUACAUUAACAACAGGGGGAAGGGGAGUGAUGACCAGGUGGUCAUAUGGAACAGCUCGAAAAAACUUACCCUUAAUGAAGACUCCAUACACGAUUUCAAGUACCAUGAGCUAGACAUGUGCCAAUUUAAAUACAUGAAAAAUGGAGUAGUGGAAGAGUACGGAUUGGUAUUUUCAAAGGUCGAAAACAUGUAUUACUUUUUUAAGUACAUUAUGCUAUCCUAUUUGAAGGGGAAUAUUGUUUUGUGUAGAAGGGUCAAUCUGUUUAAAUAUGAGGAGCCGGUGAAGGUACUCUAUAAGAAGGACCAUCUGGGCCUGUUAGCAUUUAACACAGCCAAGUAUGAACACCUGUUGGUUAUUCUUGCCCCGGAGAAGUCCCCACUUGCCCAAGAGGAGCGUAGCAGGCAGGACGUGGCGUGCGCACACCUGUAUGAAGAACUCACCAUGGACAAUGUGAGGGAGCUGUAUAAAAGGAAUCGAGUUGUUCUCAUUUAUGUUUUGAAUUCCUUCAAUGACAUUUAUCUGAGCAGGGAGUCCAUCGGGAUCCACGUGCACAGGUACUUGGUCAACAGCCUGUUCAGGUUCUUCGAGUACAAGGCUCUGUAUGAGGGCGGAGACCGCUACGCGGAGUACUUCGCUGAGGAGGCGUCCGGACAAGCACUCACGGGGGAAGGAUCACUCAAGAGGGAAGAAGCAAACGUGGUGGUACUAGCAGACUGUUCCCCAGGGAAUCUUCAAACCGCGGACGAGGAGGACGCCUACCGGGGCAUGAAGGCAACCCCAAUUGCGGACGAUGAAUUAGGGUUAUUGGACAAGGGGGGACAACAUAGGAGUGACAAAAUGGGGAAGCGCGCGAGGGGGAAGAAGCACUUGGAAGGGCAGACACACACAGAGGGGCAGAGAGACGCGGAUGGACAGACGCACGAGGGAUUUGAGAACGAACUUGCCACGCAGCUGCACCGGAUGAGCGAAAAAUUUCUCCUCAUUCUGGAGUCGGAGGAUAUCCUGAUUGACCACAUCAGGGGGGUGCUCAUCUACAGGCAGGACUUCCAAAAUGAUAUCAUCAACAUCAAGAGGGACUUCAUGGAGACGCAAGCGACAAAGGAAGCGACAGGCGAACCGGUGGCAACCCCAACUGAGGCAGAGAUGCACACGGGGGGGUCCCCCCAGAAGGGUGGGUUCGUCCUUCUCUCCGAGUCGGACAGUUCAGUCGCGUCUGACUUGUCUGACGUGACCGAGUUGGAGAGCGCGGAGGACGGAGGGUACGCCGGACACAGGACCAGCCACACAGAUGGUAUGAAAUACAAAUUUGUGAAUACCACCGGGAAGCUCUCCUUCGUGUUGAGGCAGAAUCAUAUCCCAGAGAAAAGGAAGCGAAGAAAGGUGAAGCUCAACAGGAAAAAUGAAUCCUCAGGGAGAGAAAUGAACUACGAUGACGUACGCAACGAUUUAAACAUAUACACAUUUGACGAGUAUGGAAAAGAAAAAAAAAUUUACAACUCAGGUGAAGAAAUUUUUAAAUUUAAGAAUGAACAGUGUAUUCCAAAAAGCAUCCACGUAAAUGAUGAACAAGGGAACAAAAUACUUUUCCUUAACGAAAAAAAUGACAAGCACUUAUUCAUUUUUGAUACACAUAAAGAGAAAAUUAUAAAAAAGUGGGACACAGAAUAUGUGCCAAUAAGUGAGCUGAUCAGGAAGGAAGAAAAUGUCUACUGCGGGUACAAUAAAAAAAGUGUGUACUUUGUUGAUACGAGAAUUAAAUCGUGUGUGCAAAAUGCCUUGCUGUAUGGGAGAAACACACCAGAUAUUGAGCAUGCCACUGUGGACAACAGGGGAAGAAUUAUCUUAACCAAUAGUAAGGGCGAAAUUAAAUAUUACGAUGGAAAAAUAAAUAAAAAUAAUGUCCUUAAGAAGAGUAAAAAUGUAUUGUUGUGUGCAAAUGACAUUGUACACUUGUGUACAACGGCUGAUGGAAUUUAUUCCAUUGUGACUUGCCAAAAGAGUGUACUUAUAUCAGAGAACUGCAUUCGAAGUUGUAGCCUUUUUGAACGAGUUAUAAAAAGGGAAGAACGACUUGAACAGAAGAAGUUCCUUCUACAAAUUCAUUACGUUGAUGUUUUUACAUACAAUCUUGGGGACUACAAAUUUGAGAAGAGCACCAUCAGUAGUGACAAUACACUGUUGUUUACCUUGUCUGCCAAGUUUUACGUCGUUUGGAAUUUUAAGGAGGUCUUGAAUGGACGCAUUUCCUAUGUCAUUAAAAAGGCCGCGGAGGACAUAUCUGAUAUAUCAUACUUCAACUUUAGCGAUGUGCAGGGAGUCCUCGUCGCCACGGAGAAUUCGCUCAAGUCGAAAAAGAUCACCAACGUGUAG